Messenger RNA from Cryptomeria japonica (Japanese cedar), 1975 nucleotides. RefSeq names its product probable polygalacturonase. Bases 236 to 1654 code for a protein of 472 amino acids. The transcript has 6 exons. Gene Ontology annotation, biological process: carbohydrate metabolic process. Gene Ontology annotation, molecular function: polygalacturonase activity. NCBI's taxonomy places the organism in Eukaryota, Viridiplantae, Streptophyta, Pinopsida, Cupressales, Cupressaceae. The record is from RefSeq and is a predicted model, not a curated record.
UUAGCGGACAUUUUCGAGGCGGAAAAUAUCGCUCGAAACUUUGAAACAUUGCUUCUGACUUGUCACGAGAUUUAAGAAAACAGAAUCGAUAUUUCUUAUCAUACAAACAUUACAAAAAAGUUGCCCCAUGACAGACGUAGAGUGCAGAGUACACCGUAUAAAUCUACAGGAAUGACAGCCCCAGAGCAAGUAUAAAUUACUGGCUAAAGAUAACAAAUUCAUUUCGGUGGAGACAAUGGAGUCUAGUAGAACACAAGGGUUUCAAGUGCUGCUUUUGUUAGGAUGUUUACUUUUUUUAGGGGUAAAAGUGGAGUCCCGUAGAAAGAGCUGGUCAUGGAGCUACGAUGCGCCUUCUUGCAGGGCGCAGAGUGUUACAAUUGCCGAGUAUGGAGGAGUAGGAGACGGCAACACUGUCAAUACCAAGGCUUUUCAGAAAGCGAUUGAUUAUUUAAGCGGAUUUUCUGAAAAUGGAGGAGGUCAGCUUUACAUUCCGCCAGGAAAAUGGUUAACUGGAAGCUUUAAUCUCACAAGUCACUUCACUCUUUACCUGCACAAAGAUGCUGUAAUUCUUGGUUCUGAGGAUCCAGAAGAAUGGCCUUUGAUCCCAACUUUGCCGUCAUAUGGAAUAGGCAGAGAUGGAGGUAAUCUGAGAUAUAGCAGCUUGAUAAAUGGGUAUAACCUUACAGAUGUUGUUAUCACAGGUGAUAAUGGCACUGUAGAUGGGCAAGGUGCUAUUUGGUGGGAAAAAUUCCAUAAGAAGAAGUUGAAAUAUACACGAGGUUACAUGGUUGAGUUGAUGCAUUCAAAGGAUAUAGUAAUUUCCAAUCUGACAUUUCUAAACUCACCUAAUUGGAACUUACACCCAGUUUAUAGCAGCAACAUUCUCAUUCAGCAUGUCACUAUUCUUGCACCACUUACUUCACCAAAUACAGAUGGCAUUGAUCCAGAUUCCUGUUCAUAUGUACGCAUUGAGGACUGCUAUGUUGAAUCAGGUGAUGAUAUAGUUGCAAUAAAGAGUGGUUGGGAUGAAUAUGGAAUUGCAUAUGGAAUGCCCAGUCAACAUAUUGUAAUCCGUCGUGUUGUUGGAGUAUCACCUACAAGUGCAAUAAUUGCACUGGGUAGUGAAAUGUCAGGUGGAAUACAAGAUGUUCAAGCAGAGGAUAUCCAAGCUAUUAAUUCUGAAACAGGAGUAAGAAUUAAGACAUCUCCAGGCAGAGGUAAUUAUGUCAGAGAUAUAUAUGUGAAUCGAAUGACUAUGGUCAACAUGAAGUGGGCAUUUACCAUGACAGGUUCUUAUGGAGCCCAUCCAGAUAAUAAGUAUGAUCCAAAUGCUAUUCCAGUAGUGGAAAGAAUAAGCUAUAGCAAUGUCAUAGCAACAAAUGUAAGUACUGCAGGAAAAUUAGAUGGCAUUCAAAAAGCUCCAUUCAAAGACAUUUGUCUCACCAAUGUCACCAUUUCCAUGGCGCCCAAGUCUAAGCAUCCUCCAUGGAACUGUACCAAUAUUCAAGGAGUUUCCCAUUCUGUCUCCCCAGAGCCAUGUAACCUGCUUCAGGAACAACCAUCUGGGGGAGAGCCAAUCUGUCCUCGUCCUCGUGAAAUUGAUUUCCCAGAACAAACUAACUUUAGGAAAUGCUCUUAUAGUAGUAGGCAGUAACCCUCUCUAGAUAGAAUAGGUUUCUUCUCCUUGCUCUUUGCUCUGUUAAGAGAUGUUGUAACAAGAUGAUAUCUCCUAUGUGUGUACCAGAAGCUUUUAUUGUAAGUUUGAAAUCCCAGAACAAAUCAACUUUAUGAAAUGCUCUUAUAAUAGUAGGCAGUAUUCCCCUCUAGAUCCAAUAGAUUUUGGGUCCUUUCUUUAUGCUCUAUCAAGAGAUAUUGUAAAAAAGCUUUUAUCUUCCAUGUGUGUACCUCAAGCAGGAAUAGAAUAAAUAAUGCAAGUUAUUGUGUAUCUAUUAUAUAAGAUUGAGCAAUUUCUAAA